AUGCAGAAAUCGGGCUCCGACGAGGGAGCCUCGGCUGGCCAGCCGGAGGAACCGCAAACGGCUCCCUCCCAGAAAUCAAUCGAUUCCGGGAAUGGCGGCGCCGAGUUUCAAAUCAGUUUGAACGAAUUCCUAGAGUUUUUGAAACUGUCCUGUCAUGUGAACGAUAUGAUAGCGAAGGCCGAUAUGGGGAAACCACACACUAGGGAGCCGGUGCCGCCGAUGGAGGGCAGUGCGUCCUCCACAGCAACCAAGAGAAAUUUCAAAAAGGACGAGUUUGAUUUCGCCCAACUGGCGGACAACCCGCUGGUCAACUCACUACUCGGACUUCGACGUCCCUCCCGGAAUUCCAGUAUUCGUCACACGGACGAGAGUCGUUUGCUGCAGGAAGCGAAAUCCAGUGUACUGCGUUCGGGACACAGCCACCACAGCCGCUCAUCCCGUCCAGAGUCCACCUAUCGGGGACUGCAUCCCAAACUGGGCGAGCAACUGGAUGCGGCCAUAAAUGAGGGUGUUCUCGAUUCGGUGCUGUCCUUCAUAUGCCCGGUUCCCAUGCCCACCCAGCUGCAGACUGGCAAGACAAAGCCCAAGCAGCUCCAGCCACCGAAGGAGAGUCUCACCCAGACAUCGCCCACUCCCACUCCGAAUCCGAAUCCUGUCCCACCACCGGCGGCUCCUCUUCCCUCGGGAGCCUCAAAAUCUUUAAUGGAGCUCGGCCACACCCAUGGGCCUUUGCCUGCAGCUACUCCCUCGGCUCCUUGCCUUCAGCAGGUACAUGCCGGCGGAGAUGCACUGCAUCCAGAUCCGAUAUCCAACAGUAUGGUACGGGCCAUGAUCAAGGAGCCGAUUCCCAAGACAGCUGGAUUAAAUGCCGGCAGACGCAAAUCCCUGCUGCUGGUUAAGGACAGCAAGCAUGCUAGGCAGGAGAGAAAGGAACCAGAGGUGGUGAUCCACGUCUGCGACGAGGUGAAGAACACCUCGAAGGACUUCACCUGCCCGCAACAUUUGCUGGUGACCAAGAUGGGCUACUUUGCGGACGUGACAGCGGGUCAAAGGUUAGAGGAGAUGGACAUUUCGGUGCACUGCGACAUUCUCAUCUUCGACUGGCUGAUGAAAUGGAUCAAGCACAGUGCCCAGAGCCAGGAUCUGCCAGUUGCCACCCAGAGCAGCGGACCGCAGUUGGAUGGCAAUAAUGUGGUGCCCAUUUUAGUGUCCGCCAGCUUUCUGCAGAUGGAACCCCUACUGCUCGAGUGUCUGGCCUUCUGUCACGCUCAUCUCAGCGAAGUGGUCCGCACAUCCACGAAUCUGUCGUGCUUGAAUGAUGCCCUGGUCACCCGACUGGCGGCCAUGUUCACCAAUCUGGAGCUGGAGAUGGUGAGGGAUAAAAAGGAGCGAGUGACACCGCGUCUGUGGACCAAGUUGAUUCAGUCCCUCAGCGAACCGGAUCCCGAGGCACUGAGGGGACAUUUCUACAGCAUGUCCGGAUUGUUUCGCUGCUCCCGCUGCUUCAAUUGCGUGACCAACACGAUGAAAUCCUACGUGAGCUGUGUGCCCAGCAAUAUACGGCUGAAUCGCUGGGGCCAACUGAUGAGCCACCAUGUGCGCGAUGCCAACUGGGAUCUGAAUGUCUACAUCGUGCAGCUGUUCAAGGAGCUCAAGUCCUGGCGGAAGGUGUACUGGAAGCUGUGGGGUCACUGCCAUUAUCUCUACUGCUGCACCUGCGAGGCUCACUUUCCGGUCUACCAGAUGCACUGGUGUCGCUUCCAUCCGGAGACGCCCAACUUCCUGGGUCCCGUGGGCAAUGCCGGACCCGCCGGACGCUUCUCCUGCUGCGGUCAGCAGGCUUUCCGCUACGAGACGCUGCCGGGGCCAAAUGGCUGCCAGUUCCGUGAGCACAGUGUCCUGGUGGAGACGGAUCGCGAGCGUGCCAUCCUGGCCAUAGCCCAGUUGGUGGGCGAGAACUAUGCCUUGUGCGAACAGCCACCGCUGAGGAUCCAGGAACUGGCAGCCGCCGGCGAGAUCAGUCCCAGCUGGCAGGGAAUCUCACUGACUCCCCAGCGAUGUCGCCAAGGACUUUUACCGCAACUCUGCAUGGACAGUGUCCUGAAAAGAGUGACCAACCACCGGGUGAGCCGUCGGAUGCGCGGAUCGCGCUACCAAAUGGACACCAGCACCGAUUCCGAGACGACGUCCACCAGCGAGGAUGAUGCCAGAUGCCUGCGUCCACGCAUGCGCAACGUUCACGACGAUGAUGAGGACUACAGUUCCAGCAGCGAUGGUUGCGAGUCGGAGCAUCGUCCACCGCCCAGGAAAACGCGUGGAAAAAAAUCACGAAAGCGUCCCACCGAUGUAUCGGGUCGUUUUUGGUCCGGCGAUCUGUCGGCCCGCAGCAACCAGGAUCACCAGCGAGAUUUCGAGGAGAAGAUCAUGAAGCAGGUGGCAAAUUAUGUUACCAAAAAGACCGGAACGGAUCAGUGUUUGGUCCAAAACGCCCAACCGCUCGGUGGCUCCUAUGUGCGGCUCGAGUCCGAGUGGAAGGAGAUGCUAAAACAGCGGCACAGUCAUCACAACAUCCAAGGAACCAAUGCCACUGGCCUCUCAGUGCCCCAGAGCAGCAACGCCUGUCUGGGAUCUGCAAUUACAACCGGUGGAUCCUCCGUUUCCGUCAUGUCGAAGCAAAAGCACAAGUAGAAAUUCGUUUUUGAAGAGUUAAUUGCAUUCACCAGCAACGAUCGUAGACCAAAUAUUUAGUCACCAAAUGUACUAGUCAAAUGUUUAGCGCAAAUCAUAAAUAUUCCUAUGAAUAUGUAGAACAAAUUAAUUAAUUGAAAAUGUAGAAAAAUAUAUAAACAAUUGUAUUGCAUCAUA
Molecule: messenger RNA, 2865 nt
Organism: Drosophila takahashii
Lineage: Eukaryota; Metazoa; Arthropoda; Insecta; Diptera; Drosophilidae
Product: SANT and BTB domain regulator of class switch recombination
Source: RefSeq, a predicted model, not a curated record